GACCAGCUGCAGAUGCGCCUCUGAACGCGGAGGAAAGAGGAGGUUGUCAGCGCGGGGGACUUUUAAAAAAAAAGCUCUCACCUGGUGAAUUUGGCCUCAUUCGAAAAAAUAAAAAAACCAAUGGCAAAAUCUUGACGUUACGCGCGGGGUCCGAUGUUAUUUCUCAUUCUGCGUGAUAGGAGCAAACGCGCGCAUAUUCCCAUUUGCAUGUCGCGCGCUCUCCGCUCUCUGGAGCACUGCGCUAUAGAUGAACGGAAUACAUGUCGCGAUAUCCAGCGGAAUGACUUAUGUUAAAACGGCUGAAGUGGAUGAGACCAAUGAUGCCAGCACAUGAUGCUCAGAGUGUGCUCAUCUGCAAUAUUACAGGAAAUGAAUAGCCUUCCUUCUGCCUAGUCGACCUUCUCACCUUUGUCUGUCUAGCCUGUAGAAUUUCAUACUCCACCUUUAAUCUGAAUAAAGGGAGACUUUGAGUGCACAUCACUCAGGGCCUAGGAAAGAAUCACUGUUGGAUUCAGACGUGAUCGCUACAGGCACAAAUGGUUGAUUAUUUUUAAAGUGAAGUGCUUUUGCCACACAAUCUUCAAGGACUAACUACUUACUGGUGGGAACUGUCAACAUGAAGGACAUAUCAUUUGUGGAUUAUUUGCUAGUGGGCCUUACAGUAACUACUUUUGUUCUUGCUGCAGAAGAAAGAGUCGACUGUCCCAAGCUUUGUGUAUGUGAAGUUAGACCAUGGUUUUCUCCUAGCUCUGUCUAUAUGGAGGCUCCUACUGUUGACUGUAAUGACCUGGGACUUUAUAACCUACCCAAAAAAUUGCCAGCUGAUACACAAGUCAUUUUACUGCAGACCAACAACAUUGCUAAAAUUGAGAACCCUUUGGAUUACCUGCUUAACAUUACAGAGAUUGAUCUCUCACAAAACAACCUGUCCUCAGUAAGUGAUGUCAAUUUGGGACACCUCUCUCAACUUUUGUCCCUACACAUGGAGGAAAACUGGAUAUGUGCCCUACCAGACAACAGCCUCUCUCGACUGAUCAACCUUCAGGAGCUCUACCUGAACCACAAUCUUAUCUCCUUCAUUUCUCCAGAGGCUUUCCGUGGACUUCAGAGCUUGGUGAGACUGCAUCUCAAUUCCAAUCAGCUUCAGAGUAUCAGCAGCAAAUGGUUUGAGCCCUUACUGAAUUUGGAGAUCCUAAUGAUUGGGGAAAAUCCUGUCCUCUCCAUUCAGGACAUGAACUUCAAGCCUCUGAGAAACCUGCGGAGUCUGGUCCUUACUAGGAUGAACCUUUCACAGAUACCAGAUUAUGCACUUCUAGGCCUUGAUAAUCUGGAGAGUAUCUCAUUCUAUGACAAUGCAUUCCCAAAGGUACCCCAUGGUGCUCUAGGGCAUCUUAAGGGCCUAAAGUUUUUAGACCUUAACAAGAAUCCCAUCGGGCGAAUUCAGAGGGGCGACUUCGUGGACAUGCUCCAUCUUAAAGAGCUGGGCAUUAAUAGCAUGCCUGAGUUGGUGUCCAUCGAUAGUUUUGCCCUCAACAACCUCCCAGAGUUGACUAAAAUCGAAGCCACCAACAAUCCUAAACUUUCUUACAUCCAUCCAAAUGCAUUUUAUAGGUUGCCAAGGAUGGAAACUCUAAUGUUGAAUGGUAAUGCUUUAAGUGCCCUGCACAGGAUCACGGUGGAGUCCCUUCCAAACCUCCGGGAGGUUAGCAUGCACUCUAACCCUAUCCGCUGUGACUGCGUCGUACGAUGGAUGAACAUGAACAAGACCAACAUCCGUUUCAUGGAGCCCGACUCCCUGUUCUGCGUGGAACCCCCGGAGUAUGAAGGUCAGCAUGUGCGACAGGUUCACUUCAGAGAGAUGAUGGAGAUUUGUCUCCCUCUCAUCUCUUCAGAGAGCUUUCCCACACAAAUCAGCAUAGACAGUGGAAAAUCUGUGUCUCUGCACUGCCGUGCCUUCGCUGAACCAGAGCCAGACAUAUACUGGGUGACUCCAACUGGGAGAAGGAUCCUUCCAAAUGCUGUGGCUGAUAAAUUCUACAUGCACCCUGAAGGCACACUUGAUAUUUAUGACAUCACUGAGAAGGAGGCUGGAUUGUACACCUGUGUGGCACACAAUCUUGUGGGGGCCGACCUUAAAUCUGUCUCGGUGGAGGUGAAUGGCUACUUCCCAUUGCCUGUCAAUGACUCACUCAAUGUCAAUAUCCAAUCUGUGCAGACCAAAUCUGUAUUGAUAUCCUGGAAAGCAUCUCAUGGUAGCUUAUCACCAAACAUUAGAUGGAAUACGAUGCCCAGUGAAAAUCAUCCAACUGUGGCAUUCACAGCUAGGGUGCCAUCUGACGUGACAGUGUACAAUCUCACACAUCUCAGCCCUGCUACACAGUACAAAGUGUGCGUGGACAUUCAUAGCAUCCACCAUAAACAUGACACAAAAUGUGUCAAUGUUAUAACUAAAGGAUUAGAACAAGCCGUAAAGGACUCGGAAAGGUGGGAUGUGGCAUUGAUUGCUGCUUUUGGAGUGCUUUUCAUUGUGAUGUCAAUAGCUGGCUUUCUGAUUUAUGUCUUCAUGAGAAACCACUACUUUUAUGAAGAUUUGAGGCAAUACCCAUCCAAAAUGGCUCUGAUGCCUGAGACCAGGCUGAAAUCUCCCUUUACAAGGCUCUGGAUUUCUGGGAAAGGGAUGCCAGAUGCUGUUGAGGUGAAAGCCACAUUCAUAAAUGUGUUGGACAACGACUUUUAAACUAUCCAUGCUGAGGACCACAAAUAUGAUGAGGACCACAAAUAUGAUGAGCAAACUGACAAGGCGAGAGUGGAGAACUUACUGUUCCAACUUGCGGUUUAUCUUUUUGCUUGGACACAGACAUCACAUACAAAUAGAAGGCAUGUCUGCACAUUUAACUAGCUCUAUAGCCCCACAACAUGAGCUGUCAGACAUGGCAAUGAAAUGGUGGCAACUACCCAGAGAUAGUGGGAGAGACUUGCUGCUAAAAUAUGCAGUGUUAUAUUUCUAGGUCAUUUACUGAGAACAGAUGCUGUUAAGACAUCGGUAAGGUGUUGUUUCUCAUACCUGACUGUUAAAUGUGUAAAGAGUAGUGGAAAAGUCUUUGUGGUCCCAAGCAAUACAGUCUGUGCUGUAUGACAACAAUAGGCAAGUUAGAGAGACCGAUUGUUUGUUAAGAAGGAAAUCUCAUAGAAUAGAAGGUUGCUGUGAUUAUGAUGUGAACUUCUGAUGAAAUAUGUUGUUUUUAUAUUUAAGAGAAGAUCUGUCUUUUCAUGGCUUAAAUUGUUAUAUAUUCUAUCCAGAAAUGUAACAGGUAUCUUCUGUGCAGUAGCCAGGCAGUUAACAAGUGUGAAUAACUUAAAGUAUGAAAGAUUCAACUUCAGUAACAAAACCACACAUUUGCUGAAUAAAACAAAAAAUGUACAUCUUAAGGAAUCAUAUAUAUAUAUAUAUAUAUAUAUAUAUAUAUAUAUGAUUAUAUUACUAUUAGGACUGGAUAUUGUUAAAAUGCAGACACCCUAAAAUAAUUUCUCAGACAUAAACUGCGCAAUGUUGACCAUGACAGGGUAAGUGCCUACUCCUGAAUUUUACACCAGAAAACCUUUUGAUGUUACUUUUAAUGUUUUUUGAGAGAUCCCUAAAGAGUAGAGCCAUGAUUCCAGCCUCACAUGCAAAUUUGUGGAAAUACAAUCUCAGUAUUUUAAGCAUUAACAUGAUUUAAAAGCAUUGCGUCCAUGCUUUGGGUGUGAAAAAUUAAAAGCCAUUUUUAUAUUGAUGGAGCUGGUCUACCCUAAUCGCAUUUUUUCAAUGAGACCAAUAUGCUUAAGGUAAUGUAAAAAUUAAAUAAAU
Xyrauchen texanus (razorback sucker) is the source of this 3847-nucleotide messenger RNA. RefSeq names its product leucine-rich repeat neuronal protein 3-like. Gene Ontology annotation, molecular function: protein binding. The transcript has 2 exons. Lineage: Eukaryota; Metazoa; Chordata; Actinopteri; Cypriniformes; Catostomidae. Bases 617 to 2737 code for a protein of 706 amino acids. The record is from RefSeq and is a predicted model, not a curated record.